CGGACGAUGGCGGGAUAUUAAUCAAAGAUUUAGACACGAAGGCGAGCGAGAUUGUUUAAAUGGCGGCGAGUAGCGAGGGUAACAGUACAGUCAACGCUCUCGUAUUGUGUAAAAAGUCGUAAACGAAGCUUCUUUGGUCCCAGGUUUUCUGUGUCUUUUCUUGAACUCUCCGUCCUCUCUCUGUGUUGGCAGACAUUCCCCUCCUGCUUCAUUUGCCUCCUCGUCGUGCCUGAUCACUUCGAGGCUUUUGGCAAUGGCAACGAUCAGUCUGUCUAGGGGGAUGUCUUUUUUAAAAUCGGACGCCACCAGACCUUCUGAUCUCUCACAUUUGAAAUACGUGAGUGUUCCGGUGUUUCGUUCUGAACCCAGAACGGAAUGUCUUCGCCGGAAAGUUUUUGCCGGGCCGUUGGCGAGGACCAUCGAGCACGCCCAGAGAAGCGAAAUAUCGUCCCCUAAUGGUUCUGCGACCAUUGUCGAGGCAAGCUCUUUGCUGGAGCUGCAGUCUCUGCAUCAUGCUGUGGGUCAGGCGGGGGCAAAUUCAGAUGCACAUAGGAAGACUAAGAUUGUAUGUACAAUAGGUCCUUCUACCUGCUCACGUGAAAUGAUUUGGAAACUAGCUGAAUCUGGAAUGAAUGUGGCACGUUUAAAUAUGUCUCAUGGGGACCAUGCAUCACACCAGAAAACCAUCGAUUUUGUAAAAGAAUACAAUAACCAGUUCAAAGACAAGGCUAUAGCUAUAAUGCUUGACACCAAGGGUCCUGAAGUUAGAAGUGGGGAUGUACCUCAACCAAUUUUUCUUGAAGAGGGACAGCAAUUCAAUUUCACCAUUACAAGAGGGAUCAGCACAGAUGACACAGUCAGUGUAAACUAUGAUGAUUUUGUGAAUGAUGUGGAGGUUGGAGACAUAAUACUGGUUGAUGGUGGAAUGAUUUCUCUUGCUGUCAAGUCAAAGACGAAAGACUUGGUUGAAUGUGAAGUGAUUGACGGUGGAGUACUGAAAUCUCGGCGUCAUUUAAAUGUUCGUGGAAAAAGUGCAACACUUCCUUCCAUAACUGACAAGGACUGGGAAGAUAUCAAAUUUGGUGUGGAUAAUGAAGUAGAUUUUUAUGCUGUUUCAUUUGUGAAGGAUGCUAGAGUGGUUCAUGAGUUAAAGGACUACCUGAAAAGUCACAAUGCCGAUAUACAUGUGAUUGUAAAAAUUGAGAGCGCAGAUUCUAUACCAAAUCUUCAAUCAAUACUUUCAGCUUCAGACGGGGCCAUGGUUGCUCGUGGGGACCUCGGAGCUGAGCUUCCAAUAGAGGAAGUUCCUUUACUGCAGGAGGACAUCAUAAAACGAUGUCACAGUAUGCAAAAGCCGGUGAUUGUCGCAACUAACAUGCUCGAAAGCAUGAUCAAUCAUCCUACGCCAACAAGGGCAGAAGUCUCAGACAUUGCAAUUGCUGUCAGACAGGGUGCUGAUGCAAUCAUGCUUUCAGGGGAAACCGCACAUGGAAAAUAUCCAUUGAAAGCCGUUAAUGUAAUGCGUGCUGUGGCAUCAAGGAUUGAGUCAAGUGUUCGGAGUAGUUUUGAUCCUCCUAAUCAGUUGAGUUCCCAUCAGAGCGAUUUGGGAAAAAUUUUUGCUUUACAUGCGACAACUAUGUCUACCACCCUUAACAUUCCCAUAAUGGUUUUCACCAGGACAGGGUCUAUGGCUGUUCUUUUGAGCCAUUAUAGGCCUUGCUGUACCAUCUUUGCAUUCACAAAUGAGGAAAAGAUUAAGCAGAGGCUGGCACUUUAUCGUGGUGUGAUGCCAAUAUACGUGGAAUUUUCAGACGAUGCAGAAGAGACUUUCUCUCGAGCCCUCAAGCUGCUAUUGGAUAAGGGGCAUUUGGAGAAGGGACAGCAUGUUACACUUGUCCAAAGUGGUACAAAAGCAAUCUGGCGUGACGAAUCCACUCACCAAAUACAAGUUCGUAAAUCUUCAUGAAUGAAAAUCAUCUUUGAAGAUAAUAGAAUUGUAUUUUUUUUAUUCAAUUGUGCGUUAUAUUUUUUCUCCCCCAAUUGUUUGUAAUAUUUUUUAAGGUUACUGGUUAUUACAACAUAGUAAAGGAUAUGUGAAACACAACAAAUGGAUGCUCCAGGAAUUGCUGAAUCCAAAUUAGCCAAUUCGUUGAUUGACA
Messenger RNA from Prosopis cineraria, 2159 nucleotides. RefSeq names its product pyruvate kinase isozyme G, chloroplastic-like. Bases 254 to 1966 code for a protein of 570 amino acids. Gene Ontology annotation, molecular function: potassium ion binding; pyruvate kinase activity; magnesium ion binding. The transcript has 12 exons. The record is from RefSeq and is a predicted model, not a curated record. Gene Ontology annotation, cellular component: chloroplast stroma; cytoplasm. Gene Ontology annotation, biological process: glycolytic process. NCBI's taxonomy places the organism in Eukaryota, Viridiplantae, Streptophyta, Magnoliopsida, Fabales, Fabaceae.